Molecule: messenger RNA, 10944 nt
Organism: Strongylocentrotus purpuratus (purple sea urchin)
Lineage: Eukaryota; Metazoa; Echinodermata; Echinoidea; Camarodonta; Strongylocentrotidae
Gene: prox1
Product: prospero homeobox 1
Exons: 5
Coding region: 1701-3878 (725 amino acids)
Biological process (GO): regulation of transcription by RNA polymerase II
Cellular component (GO): nucleus
Molecular function (GO): DNA-binding transcription factor activity, RNA polymerase II-specific; RNA polymerase II cis-regulatory region sequence-specific DNA binding
Source: RefSeq, a predicted model, not a curated record
UUUUUUUAUAGAUAUUGCCUUGAAAGCAGACAUAAAGUAUUCCUUUACAAUGUACAUGCUUAUAUUCUUUGAGAAUAGAAAUAAUUAGAUAAAUUAUUCAUUUUCUUGAUACUACUUGAGAAAGAAGGAUAAGAAGAAAACAAGUUUUGUAAACUCUUAGAAUGAAGCUGGACAAACAUAAAUAUCCCUUCUGUAUAAAUAAAUGGCCACACUUCCAUCUUUUAUGUUGUAAGGGUUUAAUCACCACACAGAUGGUCGGUCGGUCAUCUCGGGCCAGGGCUACUGGUCAAUGGGAAAGCUUUGAGAUCACUAUUGUUUGACAAGGGCAUAAGAAUUAGCGCACAAAAGAACCAAGCCUUCUUCCAGACAUCCACAGUGUAAUAUAGGGUCAUUAGAUUUGUCCACUGGUUUUAUUGAUACCCUUAAUAAAUAGCAAUACUCUUUGAUGGAAUAGUUCCAUGUAAAUACUUUUUUGUUGUUGUAAUUCAUGAAGGCCAGAGUCUAAGCACAUGUCUAGAAAAUGGUAUUUACAAAGAAGGCAUUGAAAAAGAAAAAGUGAAUUUUGAAAAAUUGUUUACUCUUUGAGAACAUAAAUUCAUUUCAAGUACUUUUGUAGAGAACUUGUAUCCUUAAAAUAAUAUUGUGAUUAUUGAAGCAGUUCAGUAUUGAUCCAUUUACUUUAUAAAAACUCAUGAACUUGGUAUGCACUUUUUAAAUUUGAAGCUACAGGAUGCAAAACGAAGUGUUAUGAAACCAUUAUUCGUGGUAAAAGAAAAAGAAAAAGAAAAGAAAAGAAAGAAAGAAGAAAGGUAACUAUUGGUCCUUGCCAGAUUGAUCAAUGUUUAUGUUUAUCCAUUCUGAUAAGGAUACAGCCCUUUUCCUUAGCUUGUACUUUUACUAGAUAUCUACAAAAGGCAAUAGGCUGCUUUGGAAAAUUCCCAGACACAAAGUCGCCUAUGAUAACCGUCUUUGUUUCUCUAACUAAAGUAGUGAUCCCGUGAAAAGAAUAAGAAAGGAAAAAAAAACCACAAUAUCAACUAGUGACAUCAUGCUGAAGAGGAAACGUAAUCUGCAAUUGUAUUUAGGAAGUAGCAACUCUGUAGCAAAAUGAGUACUAAGCAGGGUCUUAAUGUGUCCUUGCUGCUAUGCUAGAAAGUACUUUAACCCCCAAUGAGUUGUGCAGAGAAAUCUGAAAUAGUUCAUUCAGGAGGGUUAAAUGAGUAUUAUGCUAGAUAUCUUUUUGGUUUUGGUUGCCAGUAGUGGAUGGUUAGCGAAGUCGGAUAUAGUAAAGUAGGCCUUAUCUUGGUCUUCAGCGCCUCAUUUCCCACAAUCCAAUCUCCUUGGUUGUGUACGGGAUACCAGGGAAAGAGGAAGUAAGUAUCAUGGUUAUGGUGAAAACAAUUGGCUGAAGAUCGCGAGCCAACGAUCUUUCUGCGAGACUUGCUGGUGGCAGGCAUAAAGAAGUAAGAAGCCAUCUGGGUAAGACGUGUGUUACCGGGCUCUCACUUCCUCCCUGCCUGCAUGCCCCUGAAAAAAAGUGCAUCUGUGAGUGAUUUGCGGCCGAGUGAAGUUCUAGCUGUCAGCUGACGGAAUUUACUCACACCUCCCUUUCCAACUGCAGAGACGUUGGACCAGUCAAGAGCUUCAGUGUAGCAUAGUUGUGCACAGUCAAGGAGACAUUGACGUUGUUUGGCAAGCCAAUGUCUAAGGUCGAGGAUGCAUCCAGUCGCCAAGUAAAGCGACAUCGAGCUGAUCAGGGUCUACCCAGGGGCAAUCCUCACACAAAAGUCAACAGCUUUGCCAGCAUCAACGGUGUGUUCCAGGAAAAUGUCGAACACAACUCUGAAGUUUUGAGAAACUUGUUAAAUUUGAAUCGGAGCAGUCCUGCCAAGUCCGUCGGUUUGUGCAGCGAUACAGAAUCACAAGAUUCAUUUGCGCAGGACAGAGUGGCGGAGGAUCGCAGCAGUUUGCUUUAUUCGGAAGAAGAUAUUGCGGAGAGCGCAGAUAUUGAACCUAGUGGAUAUUGGCAAGAUAGAAAGUUGGAGUGCGCCAAGGUACCCAGUGAGAGUGGAGAUUCCACAGCCAUGCCCACUGCAGAAACCGCAAUGUGGGAAGAGUGUAACGGAUCAACCAGUCCAAUUCAAGAAACCAUCACAGACAGUCUCAAAGCCAAGCGUGCCCGAGUAGAAAACAUCAUCACCAGCAUGAGGCAUUCACCACCAGCAGUCGGAGCCCAGGACCCUGUGGGGUUGGAAGACAGUCUGCGCAAACCAAAGCGCAAGCAAUACCAACCACAACCCCAGCGCUGGGACUCCGGAGAUGAAGACUCCCCAAGCAAACCUUCCCGCAAACAAGAAAAAACUAAGCUCAAAGGGAUCCUAUCGCAUCUUCAAACGCAGCUGGACACACUUCAGGAGAAAUACCUCAACAUGUAUGAUAUAGAAGAUGAUGGAAAUCUAUCGGACAACUCUGAUGACAUGGAUGAUUUAAAUGAACCGAUUGACACAGGUAGUGCAAUUCAGAAAUAUGAGGUGAAUGGGGUCAGUGGAAACAGCUCACCAGUUCGCCAUCGCAAUGAUAGGAAACGGAGAGCAGAUGGAAGUAGCGUUCUAAUUGAUCGCACAACAAGUUAUAUUGUGAGACAAACACUGAAAGAAGAGCUGCCACCUCUCCUGCUCAAUGCAGUAGACUCUGUGAUGAAUAAACUAACGAAAAGCGGCAGCAGCAAAAAUGCAAGUAACAACAACUCAACCCAUACUAAGUCUGAAAUCAAUAGUAACCAGGCCAGAAAUCCAGUACUAGCCCAGAAUGCUGCUAGCCCUCCUGCCCCAGCAGCCCAGGAGUGCAAGCCAACACCUCCCCCUCCAACCCUCAUCCACCCAAGCUUCUUCAUGAGGCAUUUCCCUACACCGCUGGAGCAGCAGCAGACAGAGGCAAUGUCAUUGGUGGUCCCUAGCAGAAAGAGGGUGAGGAGUAACGACCACCGGCAUUUCCAUGCCAGCGGUGGCUUCCACCCCGGGGAUUUCCCCAUGAAACCAGAGCCUCUUCUACCGGUGAGCUUACCCACCUCGGUAGCCAUCCCCAACCCCAGUCUUCACCCUACUCUGGCUGCUAGCUUCAUGACCCCCAACAUGACUGAUCCAAGGGACCAUUUUGAAAGCCUCAGGUAUAUGUACCCAGGAAGUCCUCUCAUCGCCAACUCCCAUCUCUCGCCCCUGAACUACCUGAGUGACCACCGGUCCUCUCCUGGUGACCUCUCCCACAUCUCUUCUGGGGAGAGUCCUGCCUACUCCAUGGUCAAGCCAGAGGGACGAGACACCUCACCGCUUCACAUGCACGACAGGCCCAGCUCGGCCGAUCUCUCUGACUACUCGCCGGUCAACGGAACAUCGAUCACUUGCACCCUGACGCCGACCCACCUGCGUAAGGCCAAGCUCAUGUUCUUCUUCACCCGCUACCCGAGCUCCGCCCUCUUACGCCAGCAUUUCCCCGACGUCAAGUUCAACCGUCACAACACCUCGCAGAUCAUCAAGUGGUUCAGCAACUUCCGCGAGUUCUACUACAUCCAGAUGGAGAAGUUUGCCCGCCAGUCGGUCAGCGACAAUGUCGAGACCGCCGAAGAUCUCAAGGUGACCAGGGAUUCGGAGCUCUACCGGUCCCUCAAUCUCCACUACAACAAGAGCAAUGAAUUCACGGUACCGGAGGGCUUCUUGCACGUAUCCACCACAACAUUGCGUGAGUUCUUCACGGCGAUCAAGUCCGUUAAGGACAACGAGCCAUCCUGGAAGAAGACUAUCUACAAGGUGAUCAGCAAGCUGGACGAACCUCUUCCACCAUUCUUCAAGAACCCCAACUGCCUUGAUCUACUGCCUUUCUGACUGACCGAAGCCAGACAUAACUGGAUAAAGUAAACUUAAUAUCUUUCUGAACGAGUCCCGGAAUAUCUGAAAAAAAGACAAUCUUUUCAGAGGCCACCAUGUGAGAGCAGAAAUAUCUGGGGGAAUGUAAACUCAUCUCUUUUUUAACAUUAUCAUGCUUUAAGCAAGAGCAUUGGGAGAAAUAAUCAAUUCAAAAUAUUUGAAUGAUGAACUUUGGCAGAUUGCCUCCACGGGCAAGCUGAUUGUGUCAACUUAUUCUCCUGGCAAAUUAAUCUUUUGUAUUUGUACUUAUUACCUUCCUACUACUAUUUCUAUAUUCCAUUUUGAAAAGUCUUCUCUAUAUUCUUACUGUGUAUUUAUCCUGUGUGGUUGUGUUAGAUGAGUCGUCGGACUAGUUCUUUCUUAUCGGAACAUCACCUGUUUGUUCCGUAAUGUACAAUAAGAGAUGAACUAUACAUUUCGGUCUGUUGCUUCCUGUAAAUGUACAGCAAUGUGAAUAGAAACCAUGUCUUUCAUGUAUCUUGGAGCCCUCGACAAGUUUUCGACUCUAGAUAUCUUUCAUUACCACAAAGGUCUUUUGUAGUCGGUAAUCGAUUCCUACCCCCUACGCAUUUUUAAAAAGCUGUGACUUAUGAGUGCUCUUUCCAAACAAAGACCCAGAUGGCUGGUGUCGUUUCAAUUCAAUUUGUCACCUUUUUUCUCACUAUGUUAUACCAAGUAUGAAGUUAUCAAGUAUCUAAUUAGGCUCUCCAGGAGUUUAAUCAAAGUGAUAUAAUAACAACCCCUCAUGUUGUUGACUGAUAAUCAUGAAUGGAUUUCCACCUCAUGCUAUCUCAUGGUUCUUCUCUGAUUUUACAUCUCAUCCAAUAAGCAACUCGCUUCACCAAUAUAAAUGUUAUCACAUUCAUUGUUUGCUUCUAAGUCAACUUGCCAUCCUCAUAGAGCUGAUGCUAUCCUUUAUAUGAUAAUAAAUACUGAACACAGGAGAAGAAGAAUGAGAUGCCAGUAAUCAUUUUAUGCAGCUCUGCUGAAUAUGGUUAUGAGGAGGGUUUGUUCGCUCAUGAUUUGUCAUGAAUUUCAAAAGAUGGUAUGGCGACGGGAAAGAAGCUGGGAGGCAAGUUGAUUUAUCCUCUACACCCCUACAGACCCACGGCAAAGAGCCUGGCCGUCGUGCCAUAGGGGCUUGCAGUUGCAUGCAUUAUGUGCACCGACAACCGCAAGAACCUAUUGAUGCCAACCACAGGCCUUAGUCGACAACGCAUGCCCCCAUUGUACAUCUGCUAUCAUCUCUUUUGUUUGGGCAUCCCCACCAUUUAUACCUCCUCUCAAUCAUAAAGCACAAGUUUAUGAGCACCAUGAUUGAUGAUACAGUCUGACAAUGCUUCUAUGAAUACCUCUUUCUCCUCUUGCUUCCUCAAACUCCACGCUUGCUAUUUUCCCCUUCGCUGCUACGAGAAUGAAACUAUGUAUACGAGAGCCUGCCUGCCGUGUUAUGGGUCGAUUUGACCCGAACCAUUCAUGGUUUAUGUGAUUGCAGAAGAAUUGUGAAUUUUGUGCCAUAUCUCUCUGAAUUAAUGUUCAGAAAUAAAUAGUUUAGUAGUUUUAGUGCCAUUCAAAGCUCUGAGAGUUUCAUGUGCCAUUAUUGAAUGCAGUGCAGUGAUGAAUUGAUAUAAACAAUGACUUCUUCUUGAUUAGCUGAUCCUUCUUUGAAUAUGCACGCUUUAUUAAAGCUUUCUUCCUCAUUCUGCCUAUUAUUUCAUGUCCCAGACUGAAACAAAAAGCAUUUGAAGGCAAUUUCGGUUUUGAUAAAAGGACAAAGCCCUAAUCAUAUUUAAAAAGUUACUUUUGUACAGAGACUUGCAAGAUUAAAUUGUAAGUCUUAUGUAUCUGUUGAAUUAUAUUAAUCCAUAAUUAAUUAAUUGCAAACCAUUUAAAACAAUAUCAGAGACUACGCAACCCUAUUUUGCUGAAUCCCCCCUCUCUCUCUUCAACACAACUCCUUGAGUGCCAAAGGAAAUAGCAUAAACAAAUUAGAUUGAUGAUGAAGCAAUAGAGAAUAACAUGUCUAACAAAGCAUGAUUAAUGAAGCCAAUAAUCUUCACACCUUGGCUGUGAACGAAUCAUAUAUACCACCGACCCUCUGCUCUUCAUGUCAAGCAUCACAAUAGUCAUCCAUAAUCCAUCUUUACAGGGAAAGAAAGGAAAAGAAAUUAUAAUAAUAAACGACCCUGUCAGAGCAAUUUACUCGGAGCCAAACGUGAGAUGGAAGAAAAUUUGUUUGACAUUUAUUUUAGCUGUUGACCAUGCUCUUAUGUCCCCACCUUGAAGCUCUUUAGAAGCAAGCAUCAAGCCAAGCUUUCUGCAUGAAGCCACUUCAUCAUGCUUUGCUUUGCUUUGCUCUGCUUUGAUUUGCUUUGCUUAGUGUUGCCAAUUUAAGCAGCCCAAACCCUGGCUUCGCUCCAUGGAAUCAGGCCCAGAAUCCUCUACCGGCUUGCCCGAUUAGUUAAGCCGAAGAGGAAGACUUAUUUACGCUUUUCCAAGUUGCCACAUCAUAACACCUCGAUUUUUGGAGAGUCAAGGUGUGAGCUUGAUUGCUUUGCGUGCUGCUGCGGUCUUUUCCAGCAAAAACAAAGAAAUUAUUCCAUGUUUCCUCUUUAUCUCAUCUCAAUUAUUUUGAUGCAUGGAUGAUUCAAACACCAUCAACUCCAUAAUAUCUAAUGCCAAGUUUAUAACAACUAUUUGAUAGAAAAAUAGUCUAAUUUUAGGCCUCUAAAUGCAUGAUUAAUGGGUCCAUUGAGCUUGCCAUUAUGUGUGUUUACAACUCAUUUGAAUGAUAUGUCUUUGCCCCUCAGAAAAUGAAAUAAUUAUUCCAAAGCAAUAGUAAUUUUUUACCAGGAAGAUGUACAAUAAUCAAAACAAAUUAAGAAGAUAUGAUAUUCCAAUAAUUGUAAUAUUGUGCAUUAUUGUAAUAAAAGAUCAUGUUGAUCAGUUUGUUAUUAUAGCUAAUAUUGUGGUAUAUUUGAUUAGAAAUAGGGGAUGAGAUUCUUAAGUUGGAGAAUUCUCUCUUGAAUCCAGAUAUUUUCAAGAGGAAAUUGACCAAGCUAUCUCUACUAGUGAGGUGAUUCCCACUGAAUCAUAAACAAGAAGAGCUGUUGUGUCACAUGCUGCCCAAUCUGUUGUCUUUUGUGCCAAAAAAUAAGUGUCAUAAUUUUCUUGCUGGAUGCCAAGAGAAAAUGAAAACCAAGUUUGGGUUGGCUAGUUAUAGAGUUUGUCGUCUUAGACAGAUUAUGUAAGGAAAACUUCAGGCAAGUGACGACAUAAGAACUUCACAGACGUUUCCUCCUAUUUUGUUGGAUUAAAUAUCAUCCCUUUAGAUUUAGGGAUUGGAAUGUACGCAAAGAGACCCAGAUAUUAUUGGCAUUUAAUUCUCAAGAAAGAGAGAAAUGAGGGGGGGGGGGGAAUUACUCCCAGACAGCCAAGUAAUUGAAGGUUCAAUGUAUGCUGCAAUAUGAAAUAUUCUAUGAACGUGUGAUAUGAUGAAAGUAAUGUAUUAUAAGUGUCACCCAUCAAUUAAGCAUAUUUUAAGUUGGUAGCGUGCUGCAUCUUCGGAAUGUUUGACUUGUGCAACAAAGAAAACCAUAGGAAAACUCAAAGUCAGGGUAAAUAUUUUGUAUGUGCUCUCCAGGAUUUCUGUAGUGUUAGAUUUCAAUUGUGUGUACUUGGCUUUUUGGUAUGUCUAGGAGGUGAUGAUGAAUGUAGUUGUAGAAAGCAAAACUUUGCUUAGCGUAGACUUUAGUUGAGUUAAUAGCAGCAGGAUCAAGUAGACUGCGUACUGAGCAAUUAGCACUCAAGUGAGUCUCCCACAGUAUAGCUACCUGAGAGCUUUCGUCCGUCUGCACGUCUGAAGUGAAGUAGCUCCCAGUCAGGAACUUGCACUUCAGACUAUCAGACUGCCUGUAUAUUCCCCCCUUAUGCUAUCAGUCUUGCUGGCAAACAAUGCUUUCGAUAAACAAAACUGCUGAAGAAAAUUUAAAGACUGGUAGAUUAUUUGUGAUGUGCUGUAAAUAUAUCAUUAGAACAUGUGUGAUUUUUUAAUGGAAAAAGGGUACAAAGAUAUAUAUUUAUCCUGAUCCGUGUAUGCAUUCACUAGAAGUGCUUUUAUUUUCAAUGUUAAAGGGGCAGAAUAAAGUGAAAUCAUAAAUUGUAUUUCAAAUGAUGAAAGUGUAAUGUACGAUCAGCAAAAACUGCCCUAUUUGCUGGUGAUAUUUUGAUAAAGUUGUUGUGAGUACUCUUAGCAGCUACCCGAUUUGGCUAUUGAUACCAUGCAUGUUUAUUUAUGUGCUUUGUUAUAUAGAAAGUGUCAUCAAACCCUUCAUCAUGAUCAUAUAAUUUGGUUGGCUGAAGUACUAAGUCAUAUUGACCAUGUUGACUUCAGACCAGUCCUUAGUUUGACCGCAAUCUGUAAAUAUUCAUAUGCGUACUUCCACUCAGGCAGGGUUUGCAAUAAGAAUUUUAUUUGAGGGAUUUUUUUUUUUUUUUUUCAUUUUGGAAAUUUGCAAUCCUUAGUCAUUAUAUUCACCCUUAUAUUAUUCUUUCAUCCGUAUUUUGUUUUAAUAGUUUAUUCCCUAAUACAUUCUCUCUCUCUCUCUCUCUCUCUCUCUCUCUCUCUCUCUCUCUCUCUCUCUCUCUCUCUCUCUCUCUCUCUCUCUCUCUCUCUCUCUCUCUCCUAAUGAUCUGAGUGAUUAAAAUUAAGUAAAAGGGAAUACCAUCUAUCUAUUCAUCAUGCCAUAUCUAUUAGAAGUUCUUCAUGUAUAUUUGAAAGUAAUAUUUCAAUGUUUUUUUAUAUACUUGUAGUGCCUGUGGUGUGGACUCUUUCCAUAGCAGUGCCUCUUUUUAUACUCCAUUCUUCUAGCUAUCAAUAAAGAAAAAGAAAAAAAAAUCAGUUAUGAAGAAAAAAAGUUAUGAAAAAUCUAGAUUUUGACAUUCCAGUAGAAUGUAGAAAUAGAUUCUUUAGCAUAAACAAAAAUAUUUAUAGUAGUCAGACUUUCUGUACGAGUGCCUCUAUGCCUGUGUAGUGGGGAGUAUAGAGCCAUUCAGCUUGCUAGGAAAUUGAAGUUCGGAGAUAGCAAAUUGAGUAUUUCAGAUUGUGUCAUAGUUAACAGGUAUUCAUCUGCCUUUGCAAAGAUGUAAAAGUACCCAAAUUGAGUUUUGAAUAGCUAAUUUUGAAGUUUACCCCUGAAAAACCACCACAUAUUUUGAUGUUUUGAUAUUUCUCACUUCGAACACUGAUUGAUAAUAUGUGAAUUUCAAAUGAUACUAUGGUUUGGAGAUGCAGGGUUCUUGAAUUAACUUUAUCAAUAAAUCAUUUUACCUGGUUUAAUUGAGUCUGUUAACAGUACUAUAGCUUUCAAUCAUACAUAUCCUGAUGAUAUCUGAUAUUACAUACUUCAAGCUUCAUAAGUUAUGAAGUGACUCUUGCCACUGUUUGUGCAAGAUGCUAGAUCAUAAAUCAUAUGAUAUGGGAUUUUUCCUAGCAGCUUUGAUCUUUCUUCCUUGUAACUCUCCUCCCCCCCCCCCCCCUUCAACAUUGAAUCUUGUAUGUAAAAUGAUGUCUACCUCAAAUGUUUAAGCUAUUAAUGAUAGAGGUCGUUUGAACCACCAUUGUUGUUUUUUGUAAUUUCAAUAAGAUAUUGGCUGAAUAAUGAAGAAACAAUCAGGAAUGGGGAAAAAUUGUUAAAAUGUGGCAUUAUAAGUGAACAUUCUUUAAAAUGUGUAGAGUGUCGUUUUUUUUAAAAUCAAGAAUGGUACACAGCUGAUAUCAUCUCAUGUAACUUGCCCAUUCUAUUUGAAAUUUUACAUUAAAUCAAUUCUUAUAGAAAUGGGAUCUCUUUGAUAUCGGUCAUAUAUGAUCUUGUAUAGAACCAGGCUGAAAGAUUUAAUGAUGUGCCUCUUAUGUGUGAAAAUUUUUAUGAGUACCUAUUAUUAUUCUUGUGUGAAAUUAGACUGUAUAUUUGUAUUCUAAACGAGACUUAGUGAAGAUAUAUAAUGUAAAAUGAGAAGGAAAUAAGUAAUUCUGUAUUGAAGUGAUCCUAUUUUGGUGGGUAGGCCUAUAUUUUAUGAGUGGUGCAUUUUUGGGCACAACUUCCCAUCCUGAUAUCUUAAAUUUUCCUAUAUUUUGGUUAGUUUGCUGGCUUUCUUACCCAGUGAUAUUUAAGGGAUUUGAUUUAUAGUUUUUUUGUUUUUGUUUAGAUUUUAACACAGUGUGUAAGUGUCACAGUGACCAUAAGCUAUAGUGAUUCUAACACUGUGAUUUCUUGUAUUGUAAUUGUUGAUAUAAGGCAAUGCAUGAGGUGUUUUGAAGGAAUUCAAAUAAUAAAAGAAAAAUAAGUGCCAUUCUGUUUUGACCAACUCUCCAUGAAAAACUUGCCAUAAGGAAAUCGUUGCCAAAAUACAGCAAUCUUGUCACAAAAUGUUACAAAGUAGCAAAGCUAAUGUAACCACUAACUCAACUCUCCUGAGCAAGAAAUUUAUAAAUCAUUUGGAAAUGUUUUAUAUUUGGUAAGGGUUGUCAUGAAAUAUCAGUGCUUUUCAUAGCAAAAGCAAUAUUAUUUUUAGAAAUUUAUCAGUUCACAACUCGUAUACUCUUACUCUCUCAUUUAUCGCCAGUAAGAAAAAAAGAAAUACAGUUUUUAUUGUAAGUGUGCUUGCUUGCUUGUUAACUGGAUUGACAUCAUCAAUUGUUUUUUGAGUAUUUACAUUAUGACAUUUGAUACAUGGAUAUUUAUUGUAGUCAGACUAUAAAAUAAUAAUGUAUUAUCUAGAGUGUUAUCGGGUCUAGGAAUGACUUGAUGUCAUUUUGAUUUGUUUUGUCAGGAAUUUUAGGUACGAUUCGUUUUUAGAUACCCUACAGUGUGGUAGAUGUGAUAUGUAUAUAAUGAUGUGAGACGAAUCUCUUUGUAUUGUUUUUUUUUUCUCUCUCUCUCUCUCUCUCUUUCUCUCUUUCUUUUGUUCAUGGUGUAUUUGGGCAUCUAGGGAUUCCGAAAAUAAAAUGGAAAGAAAAUGUAAA